Messenger RNA from Melampsora larici-populina 98AG31, 533 nucleotides. RefSeq lists its product as uncharacterized. The transcript has 6 exons. The record is from RefSeq and is a predicted model, not a curated record. NCBI's taxonomy places the organism in Eukaryota, Fungi, Basidiomycota, Pucciniomycetes, Pucciniales, Melampsoraceae. Bases 60 to 305 code for a protein of 81 amino acids.
GUGAACAAAUAUCACAAACUUCGUUCUUCCUUAAAUCUUUAUAUUCACUUAUCCACAAAAUGAAAGUCUCAAUCAUAUCAGCCGCCAUGGUUUCACUUGCAGCUACUAUAAUCGCAAUGCCCCAUCCGAGCAGUCCCGAGUCCGACGACAAUAAAUUGAUGACUCGUAACUUGCCUCAAGAUUCAAGUCUUGAACGUCGUACCUCAUCUGUUCAAGGAGACAAAGCGAAACCCAAAGAAAUUGAAGAGAAGUGGUGGGGCGGGAGUGCUAUGCCUAUGCCUUAUCGGCAUCGCCCAGGUAAUUAGAUGUACGUUGGUGGAUGCAGCAGACGUAAGUUUUUUUUUUUUUUUUUGAGUUGUUCCACAUCGUUUGCUCAUCCUUUAGAGUUUUUUGCCACUGGCAUGGCUAUACGAAUUGUGGAUUUGUUCCUCAAUGUUAAACUGGGCUUCUUUCAACUACAAUCUUUGUGAAUCAAAACCCUUGCACGCUGGCAACUUUGGUCGGAUAUAGAAGCAAAGAUGCAAUCCGUAAUG